Quercus robur (English oak) is the source of this 744-nucleotide messenger RNA. RefSeq lists its product as uncharacterized. The coding region runs from base 1 to 744 and encodes 247 amino acids. The transcript has 2 exons. NCBI's taxonomy places the organism in Eukaryota, Viridiplantae, Streptophyta, Magnoliopsida, Fagales, Fagaceae. The record is from RefSeq and is a predicted model, not a curated record.
AUGCCCAUCGAAGAGUCUUGUCCGGAAGUUGAAAUUGUCACCUCUAAUCCAACAAAACGUGGUGGCAACUUCAGUGUAGAUGAGGACAACCUCCUUGUCUCUGCCAUGCAAGGUACUGACCAAAGGGUUGAAAAAUUUUGGGAGAAAAUUUGGCAAUACUUUUGCGAGAACAAUACUUAUGGAACCACACGUUCUGCUUCCUCCCUCCAAAUUCUAUGGGGAAAUAUUAAUAGGGAGACAAGUAAGUUUGUUGGGUUCAUGGCUAAAAUUGAAGCACAAAAUAAAAGUGGUGGGACUGAUGAGGACAAAGUUGUGUUGAAGAACCAACCAAAGUGGAGUAUGCCUAAGAAAAGAUCAAAAGGGCUCCCUCAAACUCCAAGUUCAAUUGAUCAAGUUGAUAGUAAUGAUGAUGACACAAUGGUGCUAGAGAGACCAAUUGGCAAAAAAGCCAAAAAGGCUAAGCGAAAGAGAACAUAUGGUGAUAAGAGUUUUGAGGAUUAUUUGGCGAAAAAAUUGCAAUAUAUUCAGGAAUCACAUGAACAAGACAAAGAGGCUCUUCGCAUCAAAGUGAAUAGGAUUCGAGUGGAUGCGCAAAGAGUUGAUAUUGAAAAGGAAAGGCUUCGUCUUGAAACUAUUAGGGAGGGAAGAAUAAUGACCAUGGAUACAAGCAGCAUGAAUGACAAAGAAAGACUUUAUUUUGAAAAUCUCAAGGAUCAAAUCCUUAUAGGACAACAAUUAGAGUAA